Molecule: messenger RNA, 1545 nt
Organism: Stegastes partitus (bicolor damselfish)
Lineage: Eukaryota; Metazoa; Chordata; Actinopteri; Pomacentridae
Gene: steap2
Product: STEAP family member 2, metalloreductase
Exons: 5
Coding region: 1-1545 (514 amino acids)
Biological process (GO): copper ion import
Cellular component (GO): plasma membrane; endosome
Molecular function (GO): cupric reductase (NADH) activity; ferric-chelate reductase (NADPH) activity
Source: RefSeq, a predicted model, not a curated record
AUGGACUCCAUCUCUAUGAUGUGUGGCAGCCGGAGCCCCGUGUUCCUCACAGCCUCCUCCUCCCACCACCUCCACCAUGCCCAGGCCUGUCUGCUGCCCAGUGUCAUAAAGAACGGAGUCGCUGAUGUAGGAAACUCCCGUCUGCCGGUGCAGCCCACCGUGGCCAUCCUGGGCUCCGGCGACUUCUCCAAGUGCCUGACCAUUCGAAUGCUGCGUUGUGGCUUUCAUGUGGUGGUGGGCAGCCGCCAUCCGAAACUGGCGGCUCAUUCGUUUCCUCACGUGGUGGAUGUGACGCACCAUGAAGACGCUGUGGGGAAGGCCAACAUCGUGUUCCUGGCUAUCCGUCGUGAGCACUACCCAAUCCUGUGGGACCUCAAGCAUCUACUGGAAGGGAAAGUCCUGGUGGACGUCAGCAACAACAGGAGGGUGAACCAGUAUCCAGAGUCUAAUGCCGAGUAUCUGGCUUCACUGCUGCCCGGCUGCGUCGUGGUCAAAGGCUUCAAUGUGAUCUCAGCGUGGGCCAUGCAGCAAAGCUGCCCUAAAGACGCCAGCACACAGGUGUUCAUAUGCAGUGAUUCGGUGGAAGCUCGGCAGCAAAUCAUGGAGUUAUGUCGUCAGCUCAACUUCCAGCCGGUGGAUAUGGGCCCCCUGUCUUCUUCCCGGGACAUUGAGAACAUGCCCAUACAGCUGUUUCCUGGCUGGAAGGGCCCCGUCCUCGCCGCCGUGGCCCUCGCCAUCUUCUUUUUUGCUUACUCUUUUGUGCGAGACAUAAUCCACCCGUAUGUGAAAUACAAGCAAAGUGACUUCUACAAGAUCCCCAUAGAGAUAGUGAACCGGACGCUGCCCACUGUGGCCAUCACUCUCCUGGCUCUGGUGUACCUGGCGGGCCAGCUGGCCGCUGCCCACCAGCUCUACUACGGGACCAAGUACAGGCACUUCCCACACUGGCUGGAGGGCUGGCUGCAGAGCCGGAAGCAGCUGGGUCUCCUCAGCUUUUUCCUCGCCGCCGUCCACGUCCUCUACAGCCUCUGCUUGCCCCUGAGGAGGUCUGAGAGGUACCUGCUGCUCAACACCGCCUACCAGCAGGUCCACGUUAACGUGGAGAACGCGUGGAACGAGGAGGAAGUGUGGAGGGUGGAGAUGUACGUUUCGUUUGGCAUCAUGAGUCUCGGCCUUCUGUCCCUCCUGGCCAUCACCUCCAUCCCCUCCGUCCACAGCACGCUCAACUGGAGGGAAUUCAGCUUCAUACAGUCCACUCUGGGCUACAUCGCCCUGCUCAUCGCUACCUUCCACGGCCUGCUGUUCGGCUGGAAGCGAGCCUUCGAGGAGGAGGCCUACCGCUUCUACCUGCCUCCCAGCUUUGUGGUGUCCCUGGCGCUGCCGGUGUGCGUCAUCGUCGGGAAGGUCCUGAUGCUGCUUCCCUGCGUGGCCCACAAGCUGCACCAGAUCCGCAGGGGCUUGGACAACAAUCAGUACCGGUGCCAGCGCCUGGAGCCAGUGGGCUCAGCUGCCCACAUUUCCCCUGAGAGAGUCACCAUCAUGUGA